AUGGCCGACGCAAAGACAUUCAAGCAGGACAUGGUCGUUUCGAUCCGAUAUCGAAAUGACCUGCCUCCUCCGCCUAUGCCCCCAAAGUUGCUCGACAUCGACACCGGUGGCUUGUCUCAGUACCUCACGACGAGUUACGCGUCCGGCCUUGCGAAACGAGAAGAACCAAAUAUUGAAAUCGACGCCGAAGGGGGAAUGCCCAUUGAUAUGAUCGGUGUGCCGGGGUAUUUCUUGGGUGAUGAGAGCGCAAUCAUGGCGCCAGAGAUCACACCAGUGUUGGACCCUGCGGAUCAAGCUCUGCUGAUGUCGCUGGAGCAAUUGAAGAGCCAGGGCGCAAAGAACAAUGUCUCGUUCCUCCGAAAGACGCAAUACAUGACGGCCUCACAAAUCGCCAAAACCACCGAUCCAUUCAUGCGAUCGAGUCCUCGGCCGCAGAAGACCGCAGGCGCCAAACCACCGCCAGUCCCAAUAUCUCGAGAUGAUCCAGAGAAUAUCAAGAGACAGAUUCAAAAGGGUUUUGAUCUCGCCUAUCCCGACAGUGUGCCCUACAAGCCCCAAGACGCAAAAGCAAACCCUAUUACCUCUGCAGAACGAGAUGUCUGGGAACAUCCUCAACAUCCAGACAACCGCAAACUUCAUCCGGUUGACUACUACCCCAUCAUGCCUGACCUCGAGACUGGCACGGAUAUGGCCUCAAAUUGGCAGGCCAUCAAGUUCGACAAGCCACCCCUCCCACCGCUCAAGAACGGCCGCAGAGACGACCGGAUCGACGUCGGCCUCUUGAUGGCCUCAGAGAACCCGGAACUGAUGCCCGAAUGGCGGGCACGCAAAGAAGCCCACGAGGCAAAUCCGCAGGACUACUCCGACCCUGGUCCCGAGCCGUAUACAUGGUUGCUUUCAGUUCCUAAACAACCAGACGCCACGCCGCGCAUCCGCCAACUCUUCGACGACUCCAACCCCAACAAAGAUGACCCCAAUCUGAUGGCCCCCUUGCUCGAGGAAUCUGCCGACGGCACCCCGAGACUGCCCUUCGAGCGCAUAAAAGUCUACACCGACGCCACCCGCCAAGAAGUCGACCCUCGCCGCGUGGUGGCUCUGUCGCUCGUCAACCCUGCGAACCUGCAGCAACACUCACGCUUCCGCAAGCACGAUAGCCCCGCGGCAUACUACUAUCCGAUCUACGAGCGCGUCAAGAUGAAAGCCGAUCGCGGCCAGCUGUCCAAACAGAGAAACGCUGGACACCCCUUGGAAGAAGACCUCCCCGAUCAAAUGAUGGUGUUAUUCCGCGAACCAGAUGCCAAGGAACGGCAUAUCCGGAGCGAAUUCCGGGGACGCAAUGAUCAGAGUUUCGCAGAGCAGUGGGCCGAACUUGAGCGAGAGGUGCAGUUGGAGGAGGAGAAGGAGCAUGCCGACCGGAUCCUGGACGAGCAGGGGCCGCUGCAUGAGGGUGCUCAGGACGUGUCCAUGGCAGAAGUGGAGGGCGCGGAGGACGCCGAGGUAUCCAUGAAUGGCGCACAGAGGAAGGAUAGAGCUGACGAUCGUAACACGCCGCCGCAGCAGCCGCAGUCGCCGCCUGUGAAUGGCAAUGCAGGGAGGGAUGUGGAUGCGGACGCCGAAGAUGACGACGACGAUAUGCUCGACGGUUGA
This is a messenger RNA of Cladophialophora yegresii CBS 114405, 1647 nucleotides long. RefSeq lists its product as uncharacterized. Gene Ontology annotation, biological process: transcription elongation by RNA polymerase II. Bases 1 to 1647 code for a protein of 548 amino acids. Lineage: Eukaryota; Fungi; Ascomycota; Eurotiomycetes; Chaetothyriales; Herpotrichiellaceae. The record is from RefSeq and is a predicted model, not a curated record. Gene Ontology annotation, molecular function: RNA polymerase II complex binding; chromatin binding. Gene Ontology annotation, cellular component: Cdc73/Paf1 complex. The transcript has a single exon.